AGGAGGGAGUAAGAAGUAGGGAGGAGGCGGCACCAGCAAUGGAUCUGUGAGCAUGUGUAGCCUCUUUUAGUGCGGUACCUGGAAGACAGCACAAGGUGGAUCCGCACUCUGAAAAUGCAGUAAUUUGGAUGUGAAUUCAUCUUCCUUCUUGCCAGAGAGGAUUCUAAUACCUCAGUGUCCAAGCCAAGACAUCGACUCAGCCUCAUCUCUCCUCAAAGCUACGCGUUACAACAUGGAAGCCAUCGCCAAGUUUGAUUUCACCGCCACAGGUGAGGAUGAACUGAGCUUUCACACUGGAGAUGUUCUGAAGAUCUUGAGUAACCAAGAAGAAUGGUUCAAGGCAGAGCUUGGAAGCCAAGAAGGAUACGUGCCCAAGAAUUUUAUAGAGGUCCAGUUUCCCGAAUGGUUUCACGAAGGUCUGUCACGUCACCAGGCAGAGAACUUACUCAUGGGCAAGGAGGUUGGUUUCUUCAUCAUCCGGGCCAGCCAGAGCUCCCCAGGGGACUUCUCCAUCUCCGUCAGGCAUGAGGGUGAUGUUCAGCACUUCAAGGUCAUGAGAGACAACAAGGGUAAUUACUUCCUGUGGACAGAGAAGUUUCCAUCGCUAAAUAAGCUGGUGGACUACUACAGAACGACUUCCAUCUCCAAACAGAAGCAGAUCUUCCUGAGGGAUAGAACCCAAGAGGAUCAGGGUCGCCGGGGCAACAGCCUGGACCGGAGGCCCCCAGGAGGUCCACAACCACACCUCAGCGGCACUGCAGGAGAAGAAAUCCGGCCUUCCAUGAACCGGAAGCUGUCAGAUCACCCGCCACCCACUCCCGCGCAGUACCCCCCCGCCCCACCACCCUCACAGCAGCGGUACCUGCAGCAUCACCACUUUCAUCAGGAACGCCGUGGAGGCAGCCUUGACAUAAACGACGGGCACUGUGGCGUGGGCAUGGGCAGCGAAAUGAAUGCCGCCCUCAUGCACCGGAGACACACAGACCCAGUACAACUCCAAGCAGCCGGGCGUGUGCGGUGGGCCCGGGCGCUGUACGACUUUGAGGCCCUCGAGGAUGACGAGCUGGGGUUCCGCAGCGGAGAGGUGGUUGAGGUCCUGGACAGCUCCAACCCGUCCUGGUGGACUGGCCGCCUGCACAACAAACUGGGCCUCUUCCCUGCCAACUACGUGGCCCCCAUGAUCCGAUGAAGCUCUUCUGGAGGGAUCAGAGGCUUUUGUCUGAAGCUGCCUGCAGAGAGGGAGCAAGGAAGGAAAGCUGGAACUAUGUCUGCCUACAUGUGUGUGUGUGUGUACACAUACAUGUACACUGUACAUGCCUAUGUAUGCACACAUUUUAUAAUAGUAAUUUAUUGGCAAUUUAGUUGGUUAACUAGUUGUUAUGAAAGGAACUCGGGUAGAGGAUUAUAUCGCUACUUGUUUUUCUACUUCCCACAGCGGGUGUGCGGAAGGUGGUGGGGUGUUGGGAGUGGGGGGCAAAGAAACAAAACUGAAAUUCUUCCCGUCCUUAAGAUGGCGCCGCUUCCUCCUCAUCUUGGGAAUUUUCACUGAGUAGCUCUGCAGAGACCAACACUGAGGCGUGGGUUGUCAGCAGGGUGGAUUCAGACUUGGUGGGGCAUGUCCUGCUUCCCUGCAGGCCCCACUCACCUGGAGGGUUUGCAGGGCAGCUUCCUUCUUGUUCUCCAAGGAUGAGUACUGCGGGGCCAGAGUCAGGAUGCAGCUGCGCAAGUCUGGGCUGGAGCGGUUAGGGCGUGAGGGCACGGCUGAAGCACCAGCUUCCCGGUUGGCCUUCAGCCAAGACCUUCCUCUUCCUCAAAUGAAUGCUCCUCGGUUAACCCUCUUCCUUGUGGCUGACGUGGACAAACAGAGACACUGUGAGGAGUCGAGCACUGGGAAACGGAGAGGUUUUCCACAAAUCUCUCCGUGGCCUACUAGGAUGUAACCUCUGUGUCCCUGGCUACCAAGAAAGCAGCAUCCUAGAUCCUGCAAAGUGCUUGCAGAAGCCCUGGCUGAGAAUUAUGGACGUUAGAGCCAUUGUUCUGUGGUUAUGGGGCGUCUCUUCAGGGCACUAUCUGUUUUCCCUCUCAGUUUUCUGUAUUUCAAAGAUGCCUUUCCCAGUGGCGCAGAGAGAAGCCCACCUCACAAGAGCAUUGACUAGUGAGUGACUGGCUGACUGGCUGGUUGAUUGAACGUGACCCUGAGAGGGAGCUGGCUUGCAGAUGAGUUUCCUGUUCCCCUGACUGUUGGACCCCUGCUGGCACCUUCCCCCCACCAAGAGCUGCACCUGGGAGAGGAACCCCACUACCACUCUCUCUCUCUCUUCAGCCCUUCAAAAUAGAAUUGUGUUCCCUAGCGCUCACCUGGGAGCGUGAAGCACAGACCAGCAUGGCAGGGAGAAAGGACAGUGGAGAAGAAAGCUCAGUGUUACAGGGGAAACUGGGAGCACACAGGUCUACACCGAGGGCACGGAGAAAGUGUG
Messenger RNA from Hipposideros armiger (great roundleaf bat), 2477 nucleotides. RefSeq names its product GRB2 related adaptor protein 2 (gene GRAP2). Gene Ontology annotation, biological process: protein transport to vacuole involved in ubiquitin-dependent protein catabolic process via the multivesicular body sorting pathway. Bases 233 to 1189 code for a protein of 318 amino acids. NCBI's taxonomy places the organism in Eukaryota, Metazoa, Chordata, Mammalia, Chiroptera, Hipposideridae. Gene Ontology annotation, molecular function: protein binding. Gene Ontology annotation, cellular component: ESCRT-0 complex. The record is from RefSeq and is a predicted model, not a curated record. The transcript is spliced from 8 exons.